GAGACAACAUGAUCUAUGUACGCUGGAACGUACCAGAAAACAGUUUUACAGUUUUACCCUUUGUAGGGGUACCUUUUUUACCGGUUAGGGUUUGAAAUCUUCUCGUUUUCUCCUUCUCUUUUUGGAAAAUUCCCAAUAUCCCCACUCAAAGAUUCCCUUUUACGCUUGCUCAGUUGUCAACUGGGUUGUAAUUCUUUCUUCCUUCAAGGGCAUCUUUUGCCCUUCAUUUCUUUCAUUGUCUCCUUGGAAUUCUUGGAAUGAGCUGAGGGUGGUUUUGGAAGAAGGGUGGUUUUGUUCCCAACCCAUGGAUUUUUGGGUACCCACAAAACCACUUUUGCUCCAAAACCAGCGGUUUUGUUUGGUGCUAUCUUUUGAAACCAGGUUAGGGUUAGAUCUGUUGGAAUUAUUUUGUUUUGACCUUUUUUUUUUUUUUUUAAAUUUUUGGUAAUUUUUUGGGCUUGGGUUUUUCCGAGUAGUCAAUGAAUUCAGCUGAUUUGGGCCAAUUCCAGAAUUGUGUCAGCAGUCUUAUAUGAAUCUCCAGUACAUGAUGUCUUAGAUAUCCACUUGGCAUCUCUGGUGGAAGAAGUCAUUUGUAUUCAUAGAGAAAACUUACCCAUCCUUGAACUGGAGCUCGAAUGUAGUGUUGAUGGACACUGCAUGUACUUGUUACUGCCAGAUAGUUCUAUGGUGAGAGUGAUGAAUCUCUAGUACAUGAUGUUUUAGAUUUCCACCUGGCAUCUCUGGCGGAAGAAGUCAUUUGUAUUCAUAGAGAAAACUUACCCAUCCUUGAACUGGAGCUCGAAUGCAGUGUUGAUGGACACUGCAUGUACUUGUUACCGCCGGAUAGUUCUAUGGUGAGAAUGUAUUGAUGGGGUCAGAAUGCAUAGGAGCUCGUUCAAAAGAAGACACAGCUGAAAUACCUUUAGUUCCACCUGGCUUCAUUUCGCUGACAUCCUUCACGUUGAAGAGGGUCAAUGACGAUGUUACGAUGAGUAAUCGCAUGGCCUCUGCUGGUGCUUCUGAUUCACGCCAGGCACAAAUGGACAGCGAGCUGCACAUCAGUGAUGAUGCAAAGCUUACGAGGUCCCUUAGGCGUAGACCGUGGAUAAACUACGGUGUAUUUGAUAAUAGCUCGGAGGAAGAAUCAGACUCUGAACAGUUAGAUCAAGGUUUCUCUUCAAUACGUCGCCUACCAAAAGGGGUUAUUCGUGGAUGCAUAGAAUGCAGCAACUGCCAAAAGGUCAUAGCAAGGUGGCAACCGAAAAACGCAUGCAGGCCCAUCCUCGAUGACGCUCCUGUAUUUCACCCAACUGAAGAGGAGUUUGAAGAUGCUCUCAAGUACAUUGCGAGUAUUCGCCAGAGCGCAGAGCCAUACGGUAUUUGCCGCAUUGUUCCCCCUCCAUCUUGGAAGCCUCCUUGCCCUCUCAAGGAAAGGGAUAUGUGGGAAAAUUCAAGAUUUGCUACUCGUAUCCAACGGGUUGACAAGCUUCAAAAUCGGAGUUCAAUGAGAAAGAUGUACAGAUACUAUAUUAAUAUGAAUAGGAAAAGAAGACGCUUGAAACUGGGAAAUGAGUCCAGGACUAGUAAUGGAGAUAUUGCAGAAACUAAUGAACUUGGGAACCUUGACUUCAAUGAGAGGUUUGGGUUUGAACCAGGUCCACUAAUUACUUUGGAAGCUUUUCAAAAGUAUGCAGAUGAUUUCAAGGAGCAGUAUUUUUGCACGAAGGAUGUGGAUGCGGAUUCAAGAUCUAACCAGAAUGAGUUUCAAAAGCACCAGGAACCAACAGUGGAGAAUAUUGAAGGUGAAUAUUGGCGGCUGGUUGAGAAGCCGACUGAAGAGAUUGAGGUGCUUUAUGGGGCUGAUAUUGAAACUAGAGUCUUUGGUAGUGGGUUUCCUAAGGCAUCCUCUGUGCCAAUGAAGUCUGAUGCUGAAGACCGAUAUGUGAAGUCAGGUUGGAACUUAAAUAAUUUCUCAAGGCUCCCUGGCUCUGUUCUCUCCUUUGAGAGUGGAGACAUUUCUGGUGUUCUAGUGCCUUGGCUAUACGUAGGGAUGUGCUUUUCAUCAUUUUGUUGGCAUGUUGAGGACCACCACCUGUAUUCAUUGAAUUACAUGCACUGGGGUGCUCCAAAAAUGUGGUAUGGAGUUCCUGGAAAAGAUGCCUUGAAGUUGGAAGCUGCUAUGAAAAAGUAUAUGCCAGACUUAUUUGAAGAACAACCUGACUUGCUCCAUAAACUUGUCACGCAAUUGUCACCUUCCAUAUUGAAGUCUGAGGGAGUACCCGUAUAUCGGUGUGUUCAGCAUCCCGGGGAGUUUGUCCUGACAUUCCCGCGAGCAUAUCAUUCUGGGUUCAAUUGCGGCUUUAAUUGUGCAGAGGCUGUAAAUGUAGCUCCAGUGGACUGGUUGCCUCAUGGGCAGAGUGCCAUAGAGCUUUAUCGUGAUCAGGGGCGUAAGACGACUGUAUCCCACGACAAGUUGUUGCUAGGUGCAGCCAGGGAAGCAGUUAGGGCACAUUGGGAACUUUUGUUACUUAGGAAGAACACCUUAGAUAACUUAAGAUGGAAAGAUGUCUGUGGAAAGGAUGGGAUCUUAGCAAAGGCACUUAAGAUGCGUGUUGACAUGGAGCGUGCGAGAAGGGAAUAUCUCUGCAGUCCUUCACAAUCGAGGAAAAUGGAUGUCAGUUUCGAUGCAACCAGUGAGAGGGAAUGCAGCGUUUGUCUCUAUGAUCUGCACCUCUCUGCAGCAGGAUGCCAGUGUUCUCCAGACAGAUUCACGUGCUUGAAUCAUGCGAAGAAGCUGUGUUCAUGUGGUUGGAGCGAACGGUUUUUCCUCUUCCGCUAUGAAAUUAGUGAGUUAAAUAUGCUAGUCGAAGCUCUGGGUGGGAAAUUAAGUGCAAUAUACAGAUGGGCUCAUCUAGAUCUUGGACUAGCUUUAAGCUCCUAUGUCACCAAAGAUAAAUCACAAGAACCCCAGUCCAUCAGUAAACCGUCCUUGGAAAGAACAAAACAAAAUGAGCAUGGAUCACUAAAUGUAGUUAGUUCAAGUACUGUUGCCAAGAUUUCCCCAUUAUGUCAAGAGACCAACGGAUCCAUGUCGAGAAUAACCUCUUUUCAAGAACCAAAGGAGAGAGAAUGGAUAGCACCAAAUGGUAUUGAUCCUACUGGCAGCGAAGCCGAUCCCUCUGCAGUGCAGAAGUUAAAUCCAUCAUCAGCUACGUUGGCUUCUGAAGACGGAAGGAGUGUUCAUAUGGACAAGAGGACAGAAAUAGUAUAUUCGGAAGGCCGAAUUUUACAGCUUAGACCCUUACCCAAACCAGAAAUAGGAGAUUGCACCCUUCAGCUGAGCGAAGGGUAUGCAGUUCCACAUUCGAAUUUGCCAACCUUGCCAGCUUGCCAGCUUUCUCAAGAAGACAUGUCAUACACUGAGCCCUCAGAAAGCACCUCUAGUGAACAGAACUCUCUCGGGUGUUUUAAGUCGGUUCCUAAGGGUAAGCCCCCUUCAAGCAACUUGAAUACAAUAGAAACAAAGACAAACAGAAUUUCGUCCGUGGAAGACAGUGGUGUCAUAAUUCUUAGUGACGAUGAAGAUGAAGAUGCACAUGGGUCUUUCAUGGGGAGAAAAAUGGAUGAAUCUGCUGUAACAAAUUUGGAAACUUCUACAAGGUUGGUGAAUUGUGACAUCAAGGUAGUUCCCUGUAAUUAUCCAAAGGAUCCAGUUUCGGAUGCCCCCGAGAGAGGUGAUGUUAGUUUGCUCACGGUUAAAGAAAAGGAGGGCCUUCUCUCUCAUUCGGUUCGUGUAAAAAUUGAAGACCACGGAAAAGAUGAAAAUCGUGUUCAGUUCAACUUUAUGAUGCCGAAUGACACGAGUCACCCGCAGAAUCCUCAACCACUUGGGAUUGCAAAACCAAACAAUGAGGAUAAAGAUGAGAAACCCGUGUUGGGUUCUGGUCUGAUACUAAAGGACAGAGCACAGCAGCCCAUUGCAGGAAGCACACCAAAUAAUCAUGACAGAUAUUGUCGCCAGAAGGGUCCUCGCAUUGCAAAGGUGGUGCGGAGAAUCAACUACACCGUGGAGCCUCUGGAAUAUGGCAUCGUGUUUUCUGGGAUGUUGUGGUCUAACAGCCAGGCCAUAUUCCCCAAGGGGUUUAGAAGUCGAGUUAGGUACUUAAGCGUGCUAGAUCCAACGAAAAUGUGUUACUAUAUCUCAGAAAUCCUGGAUGCAGGACUGCUUGGACCUCUAUUUAUGGUGAAGGUAGAGCAAUGCCCAAGUGAGGUAUUCAUACAUGUCUCAGCUGCCAAAUGCUGGGAUAUGGUGAGGGAGAGAGUGAAUCAUGAGAUAAGGAGGCAACAUAGCCUCGGGAGAUUGACCCUUCCCCCUUUACAGCCUCCAGGAUCCCUUGAUGGCCUCGAAAUGUUUGGCUUCUCUUCACCCACAAUCAUUCAGGGUAUAGAGGCUAUUGAUUGCAAUCGUGUCUGUAUAGAAUACUGGAAAUCAAGGCCCGAAACCCAGAACCCGCAACCCUCUUCUCUACCUAGAAAUGCCACCGGGGAUACUGAAAGCAGGAUCAAGGAGGAAAUGAGUGAUGAUCGGGAGGUUAAUGAUGCAGAAAACCGAAUGCUCAAUGGGACCGAUAUGGUUCUCCGAGGCUUGUUCAAGAAGGCAGACCCUGAAGAGCUACACUCUUUGUGUGGCCUUCUGACUAGCGAUAAUUUGUGCUCAAAACAGGCGUUGAUUCGGCUCCUUGAUGAAGAGAUUCAGAGCCGCCCGCAACCGAAGCUCCCCUCUUGAGUGAUGAGACUCCCUUAUGUUGGGAUUCUGGCCGUUGAAAACUUUUUCUAUGCGGGCGCACUGAGUGGGUUGGUUUAGGGUCUGUUGGGAUGCUCCAUUUCAUCGGAUUGCAAUAAGUCCACUGAAGAAGCAAUCACCAAAAUGGGUGUGGCACCCAUUUUAAUUCAUAAUGACAACCAGAAUGUUAGUCACAACCAUGCAUUUCGUGAUGGGCUUGAAAUUACCACCGUGGUAAGUUGGAGGCUUAUUGCGGUUCAUUUCUAUUGGGUAUCCAAACAUGCCUAAUCCCACUCUUCCAUGAAUUUUGUAUUAGUGCAUGUAGUAGAUGUUGGUAAGUCUGGUAGAUCAGCCCAUUGUAAAUCAAUCAUACAAAUUGAGAAUUAGAGUUGAUAGAAAUGUAACAGUGGCUCCGCCCAUUUUUUCUAAUAAAAGAUUUUUAAGGUGCCACAUCUA
Magnolia sinica is the source of this 5239-nucleotide messenger RNA. Its product is annotated as putative lysine-specific demethylase JMJ16. Gene Ontology annotation, molecular function: histone H3K4me/H3K4me2/H3K4me3 demethylase activity. Gene Ontology annotation, cellular component: nucleus. The record is from RefSeq and is a predicted model, not a curated record. Bases 869 to 4786 code for a protein of 1305 amino acids. Gene Ontology annotation, biological process: chromatin remodeling. The transcript has 14 exons. Lineage: Eukaryota; Viridiplantae; Streptophyta; Magnoliopsida; Magnoliales; Magnoliaceae.